AUGGAAAGGCAAGUUUUGAUCGAUCUUAUGCGACUCAAAAGUGCUAUAAGCAAGAACCAAAAAGAAUUUUGUAUUGAAUUUGAACAGCGUUAUUCAAUGUAUUUACCACGGUCCUGCCAUUUCGUGCAAAAUUAUAACCCGGUCACACAAAGAAAGGACACCCUUGCUUCCAUAUUAUUACCAACAGACGUCCCAGAAGAACUUAUUCCAGUGAAAGUAACAGCAGAUGGAAACUGUUUAUAUAAUUCAGCAUCGGUUUUGGUCACCGGUGACCAGAGUCUCAGCAAUAUACUGCGGUUAUUAACAGCAGUCGAGUUAUACUUACACUCGCAUUUUUAUGCACAUCAUCAAAGGUAAGAAAUAAUAAUGCCACAUAAAAAAAUUGUUGGUUAGCGUCCUCGCCGGCCCACAAAAAAAGCCCCCCUCAGGAUUUUUUUCGAUUUUUAUUAGCUAAUUUAAAAAAACCCAACUUUUAUUGAUCAACGGGCUCUAAAUUAGAGCUCUAAUACAUGUAGUACUGUAUUUCUGUUGCCAAGUGUAGUCAAUUGUGUUAAUAAAUUGCGAAAUUGCGUGCGAAAAUGACGGUAUGAAUCAUAUUUUGAAAUAAUAUUAAAAAAUAUCUGUACUGCGCAAGAAAAUCCAGUUUCGGACCUAAAGCCAAGGCGUUAAAAAUUAGUAAAAAUUUAAAAAAAAGCGCCCGCCCACUUUUUGGAUGCUAACCAACUAUUUUUUUAUGUGGCCUAAUAGACAAUGAGUGAUACGGUAUAUUUUGCAUUAUCGCAUUUUCGACGUUUCGUAUUUGCAUAUUUUCUUAUUUUGCAUUUUCGUAUUGUGUAUUUUUGUAUUCUGUACAUGCGAGCGACAUAACAAAUUUUAUUAGUACUGCUAAAUAAAUAUGCUAUACAUUUUAGACUAUAAAACUGUACAGAGCUAAAUUGUAAACGGCUUCCUACCCGUGAAAUCAAGAUUUUUCAAGUUAGCCUAAACAGGUUCUUUAAGACUAUAUAAAUGGUGCUUAUAGCGAAAUUAGGCUAUUAAACAGGUUCUUAAAUAGGUUCUUUGCUCUAAAACUUAUGCUAACUAUACUUGUAUUUGAAAUAAAAGAAGGAAUUUAUCAUUACUUAUUAGAGGGAGAUAGGAAUGGCUGAGGGCCACGUGUGUGGGGCAUAAUCCCGAGAAAAUUUUUAAAAUUUGGAACCCUAAAAUGCCAUUUCCUGCAUUCUGAGCAUCCAAAAAAUAAAAUUAUUAAAAAUAAUUUAUCGUUACUUAGUGGUAGACAAACGUAACAAUUUAAAUCGAUUUUGUUAAACAAGGACAUAGGAUAUAAAGCCUAAAAUUUUCCGUUUAUCUAUUGGUUUAGAAUCUUCAAACUCUUCUUCCCAAAGUUUUAUGGAGCCAUUAUAAUUAGCAACAGGGACCGCUUACAGUAAUUGGAUUCUUUAUGUAAUAUAGCCUGCGAACAGGCUCAGGCCUGUUCGCAGGCUAUAUGUAAUAUUUCAAAUCCGACUAUGAGGACUGGACUAGAUUUCAAGUCAGCGCAAUUUGAUCAAGUCCGAGGUGAAGCCGAGGACUGGAUAAAAAUGCAAGGACUUGAAAUCUAGUCCAGUCCGAAUUGGAGGAUUUGAAAUAACAUCUCAUGCGAAUAUAUCACUACUUAAAGUGAGGUGAAUUAAUUUUGAUCCAGUCGCUGAAUUAAUUUUGAUCCAGGACUAGGACUGGAUCAAUAUACUUAUACACCAGGUAUCCAGUAUUAUCAUGUGAGCAAAAUAAAGCAAUAUGGUUGGCUAAUGUACUCAUGAAUUAUUAAUGAAUUUGAGAUAAAUGUGCAUACAUGAAAACGAGGCUCUUUAGCCAAAGUGACGUACUUAGGGACCGGGCAUUAUUUAUGGUGGGGGGUGGCACCGAAGAGAAAUGUUUUUCGUGGCAAACAUUUUGGCUCGCUGGUUUGUUUGUAUAAAUUUAGGAAAAAGGUACUUUUCUCGCGAGGCUAAAUGUGAUUUCGUGGGGGGGGGGCACAAGGGGAGGGGGGGGGGGCUCCCCCCCCCUCCAGCUUGUAUGUUUAAAAAGGCCCCGGUUCAUAUAUUCUGUCUGAUUCCUGGGUAUAUAUUCUGAUUUCAUUACUUUGUGAAGAGUUUAAUUUCUUUGAUUUAUAAAUUUUUUGUUUCAACUCUUAGAGUGAUAAAAUUAAAAUAAAAACCUGUUUGAAAUUUUAGCCUAAACAGGUUCUUAUAUAAAGGAGGUCAAAAUAAGCAAUUUUAGCCUAACAGGUUCUUAAAAUCUACGACUAGGUUCUUACUGCAUAUCGUAUUUCGCCCAAUGCUACAACAUUAUAUGAACAGAUUGUAUCAUUUUAGACAUUGUAUUAUUGUCUCAGGCUCUCAGCUAACAUGCAUAUAGCGAUUAGCUAGCCUAUAUACGUUGCAGCCUGCAGGCGUUUAUUUGCUUGCGGGCGUCGCGAAGAAUAAGCGAAUAAACGCCUUCUACGCAGGCUCCAUGUAGCCGGAUAUAAUUUACAUUUCCUAUUUUCCUAUACUAAAGCGUUAUCGCAUUAAAGGACUAUUCAUGCAGUAUUUGAUAUAAAGAACUAGCGAACUUUACCAUUAUAUCUUUCAGGAGACUGUUGUAUAAAACUCUUAAACUACUUUUUAACCACUAUUUUGUAGGUAAAUAGCAGUUAACUCUAAAAUCCGCGAUUUGAUUGGUUAAUUAACGUUCGCACCAACAGUCGUUAAAAUUUUAACUACUUCAUUAUACAACUGGUCCCAGGGUUCAAAACAUAAAUAUAUCUGCCCAAUUACCCAAUUUUUCCAGAGUUAUUUGUUUAGAUGUUAAUAGUAUAACAGCUGUGCACAUUGUUAUUCCACCACACUACAUAUGGUCGACAAAAUAGAGUUAAUAGACAAUUUAAGCUGAGUGGAAUAUACCAGGUCAAUGUACAAUAAUCAAUUUUGAAAAUGCAAAAGUUGAAAAUGUAACAAGUACAAUUUGAAAAUGCAAAAGUUGAUUCUAAGACCUAUAAGUCUUAUAAAAUAUAUUGAAAAUAAAAGCAGUUGUUUCUAUUAAUGAAAGAGAAACUCCACGUUGGACAAACAUCUACUCUCAAUUUAAAAAACGACGAUCCGGUAUUUUACAUUUUAUUGAACAAAACGUUUUAUCUCACGAUGUCCUACAAUGAUUUCCGGACUGGACGCUCGCUGGACACAAGGAGCCCAACUAUGUCCUAUUUAUUAUAUCAAUAAAUAUAAAUAAAAACACAUACGAACUAUUAAUGUUCUUUUAAUUUAAUCUAAAGGUUUUCUGAAGUCGACAUGGCUUUUGGGGAAAGUACAAGAUAUAUAUUGUCUUUAUCAACUGAUGACGGGAACCACGAAAGAAACAGAAUUGAGACAGUUAGGAAAGAGGCAAUGGCGACUUGUGUCUUGAAGAACUGGGCUGGCCUGAUUCAAGUAAUGGCAUUGUCAUCUGUCCUUAAACAAGUCAUAUAUUCAGUAUAUCCUGAUUAUUCACGUGGCAUUCGUCCUCUUUUUCACGGUCCAAUACAACCCAGAGGGAGAGAUAGCAAUUUCCAACCUGCACAUGUACUUUACAUCAUGUGGUCAAGAUGUGAUAAUUUCGACAACAGAAUGACUAUGUUUCAACCAAAUCAUUUUGUUCCGUUGCUACCACAGGGUUACAUUCUAAAGAGUGAAAACGAUUUUCCAACUCUCGCUUCAUCUGAUAUCGCGCCGAACGCAUCGAAGUCAAAGUCAUCAUCGGCAAAGAGGAAGAAUUCUAAGCGCAAACGACAAGUGCCAAUAACAGUGUGUUUACCAACGCCAAACAGCCGGGCAACUAAAUCAAACAUUACUUUAUCUAAUUCGCAAACACAAACGGCAAAACGUAGUCGACCUGACUGGAUUAUGACAAACCACACCCAACCGACGCAAGAUGGAAAAAUAUUAUCUCCAAGUCAAUUAAGCGUUAAUAUAGACAAGGUAAUUGACCCCGUUUUGGAUAGUACAGGGCAAGAAUAUGCUAAAGUUGGGGAAAACCUGCACGAAGGGAUUGAUGAGCAGAUAAAUAAUAGCAGUCAGCCACCAAAAGGGUGCAAGAAUCAGCCAGCUACAUCCUCUCAUCAAUUACCAUUUCCAUUUUUAUCACGUAAGUGGUAUCAAGGUCAAGGUUUGCAUGAAACUAAAUUGAAUGCUUCAGCUCGCAUGGGAAACACGGAAGAAAAACUUAUGCCAGAAAUGUUGCCGUAUUCAAUGCUCUCACGAGACUGGUAUAAAAAUCAAACAAAAACAACCAACCAAUGUCCCUCAGAGACUCCAACAUUAGAAAGAGUUAUACCAUUAACGAAUUUAUCGCAGUCCUGGUAUAAGCGACAGGGUCAGCUGGCCCAAAAAAAUGCAAGCAGAGGAAAAAGUAAAAUCAUUAAUGGAACUUUACAAGAAAAUAUUAACGAAUUAGAAAAAGACUUAUUGCAAAGCAAUGUAACUCAGGCAGUUAUCGGGAAAAAAAAAGUCAUGAUAGAAGUCGGGAAAUAUAUUUUGAAACACGGUCCCCUUGUACGCAUGCAAAAAGUUGGUCAGUUGAUCAGUGACACCGAAAAGGGUAUGGGAAAAAAUUCGAAUAGCAAAAGAAGACAAAUGUCCUCCGAGAUUUUCAAGAAAGUACAGUGUCAUCUUAAUGUAGUUCAAAUUUAUAUUAAAGGAAUUGCUUACCUUCUCGAAAACAGAAAUUAUGAUUUAUCCGACGUCACUGAAAGAUUAUCCAAUAUUUGUAAAUCUUCUAUCAAGGAAGAAAUUAAUAACCACAUAAGCGUGAACGUUAGCGACCUACUACAAACAGCAAUAAGGUUUGCCGACACUAAACGAGACGCGGACCUCAUCAAAGCAUUAUUUGCUAAAGCAACAAGCGUUAAACACGUUGCAAAAAUGCAAAAAGUCCAGAACUGCUCGUCUAUACGCGUGGCAGAACAACAGCUGUGUCAUAAAUUACACGAAUUUAAAAAUCUCGAGCUCACAUCACAGGUGGUGAGGAACGAUUUAACGAACGAGCAACAGAGAAGGCUAACUAAGCGAAUCAUUAGCCAAAGAAAGCAUAAGCUUUUCAAGCUGCAGUUUGAAACACGAGGAAGGAAUUUAAAAGCCGACAUAUUUCCUGAACUAAAAUUCGUUCUGGAAGAAAUUUUCAGCCAUGGUAGCAAUGGGCUACUAGGAGGUCUAGAGAGCCAUCCUCGUCUUACAACUGACAUAUUGUAUAGAUCUCGUGAUAACACUCUUUUUAUGCGUGAAGCACGUGAAAUUUUACUCAAGGUUGCUCCUCCUGGCUUUGGAAUAUCUUUGUCGUCAUGUUACAAUUAUACCGAAUCGUACAAAGAAAACACUUAUUCUGCCAAACGUCAUCAUGCAGGGAAGGACGUAAAUGCACGAAUUGCGCUGAAAUGCCCACCGAGAACUGGCGUUUUUAAGCAAGUGAUAAAUCUUCAUUGGACCACAAAGAAUGUGAAUUUACUGGUUGAGAGUUGUAUGACCUGUGAAUCUAAUUGUCUUGUAGACUCAAAGGAUGCAAAGACGGUGAUCUGCGGAGAUAUACAACCGGUUCAAAAUCCAGGUAAGAGCUGGAAACCUAUCAUUUAUCCAGAUCACACCUUCGACCAAAGCCGUACCAAUGCGGUCUAUCCUAUGGCACACCUGUUUUUGGGUAACGACCAAAACGUAUGCGAGGAUGAUGCUAAAACCAUCGAAAUAACAAGAACUGGACGACCUGUACUUCUCAUUAACAUAGCUUUUUUCGAGCACGAGACUACAUUCCGAGCUAUGAACGAGUUUCUUUAUCUUUUGACAGAACCAUCGUUAGAUAAGAUCUUCAGAAACGCCGAGACUGGUCAGCUCAAGUCUAUAUUUGCUUUUUUGGUGGAUAAUGGUCAUGGAGAAGACCCUGAUAGUCCGUUGACGCGAAUGUGCCUUGCAAGAAUUUUGCAUAUGCUGAAGUUAAAAAAAAUUAGCCAAAGAUCGUUUGCUGAGUAUAAUAGUAAGCGAAAUUUUGUUGAGAGAGUCCACGCAGCAGAAAAUACCGCUCUGUCCCGUCAUGGCGCUUUUGACAGCAAGCAAAUUCAUCCCAGCCCUGAACCUGGCACCAAAGAACACUUAGAAAACAUGGAAGAGAUGGCAGAAGAUGUGAAAAAUUGUUUAUCGCAAGCUCGUUUUGCUGGAAGAUUUCUAGAAUGUUACAGAGGAAUUGGGAGCAAUGGUAUUUUUAGUGACGAGGAACGUUUGAAAGACUUUCUGUCAUUUUCAGAGGAAAAAAAAGAAGAGUGUACUUGGACUUAUGGCCCAAGCACUUCAGACAAUCCAUACUUCCAAGCCCUUGUGCAGGUUUGGGGCAUUCCUGAAGAUUUCGAAAGAAGUUACGUAGAGGAUUAUAAUGUGAUUAUGAAUAAAAACGGCAAACGCACAGCUUGGAACGACAAAUAUUCAACUAAUUUGUAUGGAAACGUGAACGAUGAUAAUUUAGAACUGCAACCAAUUCCUGACUAUGUGUCAUGGCUAACAAGUGGCGGCGAACUACACUACAUGGCCUUUGAAAAAAUAUCUUCUUUAUAUGCCUCUAGUCCGCAAUUAGUCGACUCACCUGGACUAUUUCUUCCAUCCCGGAUUCUUGAUACUUUUUUUAUUGUCGACUCUAAUCCUCCUGAAGAUAUUCUUAAUGCGUUGGCGCUUCUCACUUGGACAACUGAUUGUGAUGUAACAGAGUACUUUAAAAAUAAACGUGAAAGAAUGGAAAAUGAUUAUCAACAGAACAUUGAGCGAGAAAAAUGGAGAAAUCAUGAGCUUUACAAGAAGUCAUUAGUUGAAUUACAUCAAAUAUGCAAGAAAAAUGGUUUGUCUCAAAAAGGAAACAAGCACGAACUGGUUCGACGUAUUGCACAGAACAAUGGUGAAACAGAGGAAAACAGUUUUUACCCUGACUACAAUGGAGAUCCAAGCUCACUACCAGAUACAGUUGCUAAUAUCAGGAAAAUACCUAUUGCUACAUUAAAAUAUAUAUUAAAGUCCCAUGCGUUAUCGUACUGUGGCAACAAAGAUGAUUUAGUCCUCAGAGUUUUUCUUUUGAGUCAUAGACGUACUCAUCUUUGCUCAUUCAGUCAAGCAAAAAUUAUAGAGGAGACAAUAGCCAGUGCAAGAAAGAUUAUAGCAGAGGAAGUUAAAGAGUAUUUGCUAAACAUGGACAACGUGAAACGAAUUAGAGUGAACAGAAGUGUCCUGAAAGAAAAAUCGAAAAUAAGAGUCCCCGAGAAUAUCACAAACGUAAGUGAUCUUCAUCAGUUAUUCAAGUCUCUUAAGAGGUAUGUCGCUCGAUCAACCAAUAUCGGUGAAAGGGAUGCCAAGGAUGAUGUGGUGAAAUCAGGAUAUAAUACACUGUGUGCCGAAACAGAUAAUGGACUUGAGAAUUUCUUUGAGGUCGGAGUUCGUGUGAAGGUUUGUUGGAAGAAGGAAGAGAUAGGCAACUCUGGUUGGCGGCCUGGGUGGUAUGUUGCUGAAGUUCAGAAUGCCAAUUCAAUGCUAGACCAAAUUGAAGUCGUUUACCUUUCAGAACCAGAAUCAGUUUACAAAAUUGAUGUGACUUCAAUGCUGGCCGAAGGAAAGUUACAGUUAUCAAAAUGA
Messenger RNA from Paramuricea clavata, 7649 nucleotides. NCBI's taxonomy places the organism in Eukaryota, Metazoa, Cnidaria, Anthozoa, Malacalcyonacea, Plexauridae. The record is from the annotation of a GenBank genome assembly.